AUGGGGAGGGUGGAGUGGGUUACGGCCCAGGUGCGGGAGAGGAAGUCGAUGGUUGGGGAGGGGGUGGUGAUGGUGGUGGGUGAGGGGGAGUAUUUGGAGGGUUGGUGGAGGGUUAUGGGUGACAUUUUUGGUGUCAAGCCAACUCUUCAUGCGGCUUCGGCGACAUCUCGGCCGGCUGCGGUUACACACACAGAGCCGCUAGAGCGUUCCGGUGGUUAG
Podospora bellae-mahoneyi is the source of this 219-nucleotide messenger RNA. RefSeq lists its product as uncharacterized. The record is from RefSeq and is a predicted model, not a curated record. NCBI's taxonomy places the organism in Eukaryota, Fungi, Ascomycota, Sordariomycetes, Sordariales, Podosporaceae. Bases 1 to 219 code for a protein of 72 amino acids. The transcript has 3 exons.